This is a messenger RNA of Fundulus heteroclitus (mummichog), 5722 nucleotides long. RefSeq names its product transmembrane O-mannosyltransferase targeting cadherins 2a (gene tmtc2a). Bases 347 to 2905 code for a protein of 852 amino acids. Gene Ontology annotation, cellular component: endoplasmic reticulum membrane. Lineage: Eukaryota; Metazoa; Chordata; Actinopteri; Cyprinodontiformes; Fundulidae. The record is from RefSeq and is a predicted model, not a curated record. The transcript is spliced from 12 exons. Gene Ontology annotation, biological process: protein O-linked glycosylation via mannose. Gene Ontology annotation, molecular function: mannosyltransferase activity; protein binding.
AAAACCACAUGCGCCUCUUCCUUCCCCAGCCUCGCCAGCCAGCAAGCACCAGGGCUGAGAGAGAUGCGCUCGCUUGACGACAAGGCAGCAACGAAAUGCGCUCAGCUCCGCAGCCGGUCCGCGGAUAGCUUCGCCCUGACGGCUCGCCUACCGCGAUGGGUUAGAGGGAACAUGGCAAACUUUCACUCACUUUGCCAGACCCAGGGGAAUCAUGCCCGGAGAGCCGCGCUGCCGACUGGCUCAGCCCAGAGCACAAUAACAGAGAAGUGAGAGAGAGAGAAGAGGAAAGAGAGGAAGGGAGCCGCAUCUAUUUCUGACUAUUUCUAUUCCGGCUCGGCGUUGAGAGAUGAUCACGGAGCUGGUGUGCACCGCCGUGGCUGUGGGUCUCUAUCUGAACACGCUGGACGCAGAUUUCUGCUACGAUGACAGCCGGGCCGUCAAGACGAACCAGGACCUUCUACCGGAGACCCCGUGGACCAACAUCUUGUACGACGACUUCUGGGGGACCCUGCUCACCCACAGCGGCAGCCACAAGUCGUUCCGCCCGCUCUGCACCCUCUCCUUCCGACUCAACUACGCCCUGCACGGCCUGCGUCCCUGGGGUUACCACCUGUCGAACGUCGCGCUCCACGGCCUGGUCACGGCGCUGGUCACGGCCCUCAGUCACGCGCUGCUCGGCAGGGGGCUGUGGAGCCUCCUGGCCGGCCUCCUUUUCGCCUCUCAUCCGGUUCACACCGAGGCGGUCGCCGGCGUGGUCGGCAGGGCGGAUGUCGGCGCCGCUUUGUUUUUCCUGCUGUCUCUCCUCUGCUACGCGAGACACUGCGGACUGCGAGGCGACAACUGGAGGGCCUUUGAGAGGAGAACAUGUGGCGCCAGAUGCUGGGGCUGGCUGCUGGGCAGCCUGUGGUGCGCAGCUGCCAGCAUGUUGUGGAAGGAGCAGGGUGUGACCGUGCUGGCUGUGUUGGCUGCGUACGACCUCUUUGUGUUCCAGAAGCUCCGCUUUCGCCAGGCACUGCUCCUCCUGUUAGGAAAGAAAAAGAACCUAAGUGUAUUGCUGAGUCUCUGCACGCUGGCCUGCUGGGGAGUGAUUUUGCUGUCAGCCCGCCUCUACUGGAUGGGAAACAAGCCUCCAAACUUCUCCAACUCAGACAACCCAGCGGCCGAUUCGCCGCAUUUUCUCACUCGGACACUAACAUUCCUGUACUUGCCUGCUGCCAACGCCUGGCUCCUGCUCUGCCCCGACAAGCUCAGCUUUGACUGGUCCAUGGACGCCGUGCCCUUGGUCAGGUCCUUGGCCGACUGGAGGAACCUUCACACUGUUGCCUUUUAUUGCGGAUUUAUCCUCCUGGCUUUGUUUGGCCUUCGAGGUUCCGCUUUCACAGCGAAGGAGACCAAUGGGAGAGCCCAUGUAACAAAUGGAAAAUCUGUCACUAAUGGGAAUGGUUACCAUGCCUUUGACACAAACCAAAACACAGACCUCGGGUUGCCAAAACCCACUCUGAAUGGGUCUGCUGUACCUCACCACUGUUACUCACAGACAUCCCUGCCCCCCACAGAAAGCUUAGUUGUGUUUUCAUUGGGCAUCUUGGCAUUGCCUUUCAUCCCAGCCACCAACUUAUUCUUCUAUGUGGGUUUUGUGAUUGCAGAGAGGGUACUCUACAUCCCCAGCAUAGGCUACUGCAUACUAGUUGCAACAGGUGCACGGACUUUGUAUGUCCGAUUGAGGACUAGAGCCUGCAAGGCUGUAAUGGUGUGUCUUUGCAUCGGACUUGUGCUACUGAAUGGGCUCAAAACAGUUCAAAGGAACAAAGACUGGAGCAAUGAAGAAAAUCUCUACAAGUCUGGGAUUCAUGUAAACCCUGCAAAAGCCUGGGGAAACCUCGGUAAUGUGCUGAAGAACCAGGGCAAGAUGGCGGAGGCGGAGAAGGCAUACCGAAAUGCUCUCCACUACCGAGGGAACAUGGCUGACAUGCUGUACAACCUGGGCUUGCUGCUGCAGGAGAAUGAACGUUUCUCUGAGGCGCUGCAUUAUUACAGGCUCGCCAUCGGGAGUCGGCCGACUUUGGCAUCGGCUUACUUGAACACAGGAAUAAUCCUCAUGAACAAGGGCAACUUGGAGGAGGCCAAACGCACCUUCCUCACUUGUGCCGACAUUCCGGAUGAAAAGCUGAAGGACCCUCAUGCCCAUAAGAGCUCCGUCACCAGCUGCCUGUACAACCUGGGGAAGCUGCUUCAUGAGCACGGCCAGCAGGAGGAGGCUCUGUCUGUUUAUAAAGAAGCAGUGCAGAAAAUGCCAAAACAGUUUGCGCCACACAGCCUUUUCAACAUGAUGGGAGAGGCCUACAUGAGGCUGAACAGGCUGGAAGAGGCUGGUUACUGGUACAGAGAGUCCCUCAAAGCCAAGCCGGACCAUAUCCCCGCCCACCUCACCUACGGCAAACUCCUGUCAAUCACGGGGGAGACGACUGAAGCAGAGAAAUAUUACCAGAGAGCAAUCCAGCUAGAUCCAUCUAAAGGGAACUGCUACAUGCACUAUGGUCAGUUCCUGUUGGAGCAGUCCCGGCCUAAAGAAGCUGCGGAGAUGGCUGAGAGAGCUGCGGAGCUGGACGUCGAUGAAUUUGACGUGGUCUUCAAUGCUGCACACAUGUUAAGACAGGCCAAUCUGAACGAGGCAGCAGAGCGGCAGUAUGAACGUGCAGCCGGCCUCAGACCAGACUACCCAGCUGCUCUGAUGAACCUCGGCGCCAUCCUGCACCUGAACGGCAAGCUUCCCGAGGCGGAGGCCAACUACCUGCGUGCUCUUCAGCUCAAACCGGACGACGCCAUUACCCAGUCCAACCUGCGCAAGCUGUGGAAUAUCAUGGAGCGCCAGGGGCUCAGGACAAAGCAGAAGGGAGACCCCUAAAUUGAGCAGACUGUCGCCUUCUUCCUUUGCAGGACUCAACGAACGGAGCAGGAUAGACACAAAACUCUCAGUCAAGUUCUGGGAUGGCUGUGAAAGGGAAUUUUGGGGCUGGGUGCGUUUGGGGUUUGAUGGCAGACUUCUCCGUUGCACCACAGUGUCCAUUUGGUGGCUCAGACUACUAAACACCAAUCUAAUGGCUACUUUUACCAUGAAUGUCAUACAGGUCUCGUAAAAGGAGAGAUGCACCAAUAAAUUGGCUGACCAGCUCAGAGCAGCGAUGUCAAAAACUCAAAAAAAAAAAUACUAUCUUUCUUCCAACCAACGAAUAAGGCAUAAGUAAGCACUGACAACAACACUGCUGGGUGUGGAAGGUGUUACUGAGGGAAGGUGGAGCAAUCAGAGGAAGCACAAAAGCUGUAGGAGACUGUUUGAAAGAAAAGAGCCAUAAACUUCAGCAGAUGACAGGAAGGCUGAACAAAGUAAAGAGGGUACAUCAAUAUAAAACGUUGACAGCCUCGGUCUUCUCAGAGCUAAGGUAAAGAUUUACAUUCUCUCUAGAGCAGUGGUUCUCAACCUCAUUAUAGCAAAUUCUAAUUUGCUAAGUACCACCAGGAUGAGAGACAGUUUAAAACAGUAACACAACAAGACUUGGACUUUCUUAGUUGUGUUUCGUUUUCUGAAGAUAGGAACGUAAGCACUGAUCGUUUGCCUGAUGGGUGCAGGUUUCUUACCAACACUGACCAGAAUACCUAACAGGGCUGCCACGUGUUUACCACAUUGUAAGAUUUGUGGAAAUAAACUGUUUAUUUGCACUUUUGACAGUAUCUCACAGUAUCAUUAGAAAUGUCCCUUAUUUUGUACCGUCCAGUCCCUGUUAGUGAAUGUCUUACUUUAGUGUUGGACUUAAUGAAACACAAAGACUUACAUAGUAAUUCGUUUAUACUGCUAAUGUUAGUUAACUUGUCUCUGGACACAGCACCUAGAUCUGACAUCCUUCUCAGAUCCAUGUACUGACUUGGAUCUGCCAUUAACCACACAGUUUAAACGAAAACUAAUGGACAGAAUCAGAGGGAAAAGUAGUUUUUAAAUACCCUACGCAGCGAGUAAAGCACUAAGAAAUUAAAUUGUUGUAAACUAUACCAACAUCAGCAUCUGACUAAUGAAAGAAAUUUGUAUCUGCCAAAGAACCAUGCUUUUUCUGUCCCAUUGAAGUGUUUUUUUUUAAAAUAUAUCUUAUGAAAUUUUGUUUCAAUGUAUAAUGGAGUUUUUUUUAGGCUACAUUGCACAUAUUAAUUUAUUGUUUCUUCAAAGGCUUACAAUUUUUUUUCUUCCAAUUUUUUAAUAAAACAGCAGAAACUACACAUUUUGGACACAACAAAAAGGCUUAUCAAAAGAAAUGUAUUCAAUUAAAAAAAAUCCCUUUUUAUCCAGUGUUGUUCUGGUGGAGUCCACAAAUUUUUUCGGUCUGAGAAGUUUGAGAACCACUGUUAAUAAUACACAUGGAGACCGCUCUUUACAGUUAGUAAUGUUAACUACACUAGUUGUGGUGAUCACUAAUAUACAACACUAAGGACAUCUAAACAUCAACUCCGUGAUCGUACAAUAAUAAUAAUUUACAUAUAGAUAAAUAAAGAUUUACCACUUAGAGAAGCAAGGCUAGAAUAAAAUGUUUGCGGAAACUUUGGAAUCAGCAAAGAUUUCUGUCAGAAAGUUGAAGCUUUACAAAAAUAACAUCUGAAAUCAACCGUAACACUCAGAUUGGUGCAUCUCAAAAAAAGGAAGAAAAAUAAAAAAGAAGAAAAGAAAAAAGAGUUUCCAUAAAUAUUGAGUUCACUGUAAAAAAAAAAAAAAGGUGUAUAACAGUAAAUUAAAUGAGGAACUUGCUGAAUUUUUUUCAGCUGUAGCAAUUUUGAAAUUCACCACCAACAAACUGUGUUUCGUAUCACUAUUCUUCUUUGACAAGGGACAAAUAAAAAAAGUUUACACGCAAAGAUUUACACAUCUGAGCAGGUUUAAACAAAAUAAUACAUAAUUGACAGCAAAAAAAAUAAAAUAAACAAUUGAUGUCUAAAGGAAUUAUAGCAUGAAUGUAGCAUAUCGCUUAAGGCGUGGUUGCUUUUGGCACAAAGCUAGCCAGUUUCUUGUUGGUUAAAUUGCAUGAUGGGUGCUAUUCUCUGUCUUUUUUUUUUCCAAACGGAAGAAAAAUCCCUUGGUAAGUGAGUGGUCCUCAAUAAAUAGUACUGGAAGAGAACCAGGUAUUGAAAGAAAGCAAAGGGAUUUUUUUUUUCCUUUGGUACCACCCUCUUAUACAAGCCAGUCCAGUUAAAUAUUGGUACAUUUUGAACAUUUGAAACAGAAGAAAAAAACAUCUCAGUGGUGCCAAAGCUUGUAAUGAGUUCCCACACCUCCUGUGCCAAGCAAGAUCUGUAAGCGCUCGCAUAUUUUUUUUUUGUCAUGUCAGACAAUGUUUCAUACUAUGUGAUCAAAUGAAAUUUAAUUUAUUAAUAUGUAUCAUAAAUGCCAACUUUGUGCCAUAUCAUCUCACCCUUGUUCUUUCCUCCAAACAGACUCUAAUAGGCAACAUGAGAGUUAUAUUUGUCUUGGUUUUUGCCUCCCUCUCUACUCGGGUUGUGAGAACUGAUGAUCUGUGACAGAGCGAGAGAGAGAGAGAGAGAGAGAGCUUCUUCACAUGUGUUAGAUGUUCUUUGAAGGUUGUGAUGUUUGAUUAAAUUAUAGAAUCGGUCUAGCUGAAACUGUCUGGUGUUUUGUAAAAUGAACAAUGAAGACCUUUCCACAAUAAAAGUUUUUUCAAGCGAG